CACGGCUUCACUGUUUUCGCGGCACUUGGCUUCGGUCUGCAUUACUGUUAAAUGAUGUAAUUGGGACGCUGUGUUUUGUGUGUUUGCCGAUUGUUUUAUUGUUUAUUUCGUUUUUAAAGUGACAGUGGUGACUCAAAUACCAUGAAACCUAAGUUUUCUUCUGGUGAUAAAGUGUUUGCCAAGGUAAGAGGCUAUCCACCAUGGCCUGCCCGUGUAGAAGGUUUAGCUGACGAGACUCCUAACAAAAUGAAAUAUCACAUAUACUUUUAUGGAACUGGUGAAACAGCUGUAGUAAAAGGUGAGGACAUAUGCUCUUUUGUUGAAAAUAAAACCAGGUUAGGGAAACCUAAAAAGCAUAAAAACUUCACUGAGGCACUGAUUCAAAUUGAAGCAGAAUUGUCUCCUGAAGAGCAACAAACUCUAUCAGAGUUGGAACAAAGUUUUAAAGAACAGACAAGUCUUAAUGAUACUACUGGUGAUGAUGCCAAGCGUUCUUCAACCACUGGAAAGUCAAAGACAUCGCUCUCUCCGACCCCUAAAGUAAACAAACCCAAAGAGAAGAAAAGGAAAGUAGACUCAGACUCUGGGACUGAGGAAGAUCAGAAGAAGAGAGCUUCAGUUGUCAGUAAUUCAGAUUUAGAACAUAAAAAUGCUGAGGUGAUGUCUCGUUCGGGAAGAAAAAUUAAGCCAAAACGAUUUGCUGAUUUUGAAGAUGAAGGAAAUGAGGAGAAUUCGCCAGUGCAUCAGCCUGUCAAACCUAUUUCCAAAGUUGCUCCAGUUAAAAAAAUUGACAAAGAUGAAACUGGUGAAGAUAAAUAUGUUAUUGCUUAUGUAAACAAUGAGAAAGUAAAAAUACCAUUGGGUUAUAACCAACCCCAGUUUUCUUCUGAACAAAGGUUGAACGAGUGGAAGUUCAAAGAAAGAAGUUAUGCUAAUUCUCUGAAAAAACGUUUGGAAUCUGGAGAAACAUUGCCGUUUGAAAUUGAUGCGCACAUGUUUAAGUGGACUAAGGAGAAUGCAGAACAGCCCGUCAUUCAAGACAAUUUAAUGAGGACUGAAAUAAUUAGAACUGAAACUUUACUUCUAGAAUUAGAUUUAAAUAUAAGAAGUGCUUUGAAUAUUAAAAAUGCGGAUACUAAAAAGUGUUUAACCUAUCUUGAACAACUUAGCCAGCUGAAAUUAACUGCACUUAUGUUGAAAAAACAUCCAGAUGUUGUACAUACCAUUAAGAAGGUUAGGAGGUACGUGGGCAACGUUCCCAGAGCGCUGACUGAAGAAGAAGAACAGGCAUUUCAUAGAGAUGCUGAAGAAAUUAGGAAUAAAGCAGAACAUGUUUAUAGCAAAUUUCAGAGCUUAUUUUUCUUUCCAAACAAUAAAUCUUUUUGGGAUGCGUUUGAGGAAGAAAGAGAAAAUUUUGAUAAAAUCACUAAACAUAUGAAUAGUGAAGAGAUAGUUGGAAUGAUUAAAGAACCAGAAUAGAAAUUUCUUGUUUUAUUUAAGAUUAUGCAAGUUUUUGUUUUUAUAAGAUACAUUAACUGCACUUAUUUUAAGGAGAUAAUGAAUGCAUCAUGUUGUAAAUUUAUUAGUGAUAAUAUCAGCAUACCUACCUUUCUAUUAUUGAACAUUACUUUCCAUUAAAUUAUAGUUAUAAAGUCAUUUAUGAAGAAAAUAAAUAUUUAAUUACAUGUAACCAAGGUUCUGUGAACAUGCGAUUUCAGGUUCUGUAUAUGGUGUUUAAUUUUUUUUUUUUUUAAGUUCUUCCUGUUAACAUUCAUGACUGUAUAAGAUGACUGAAUUUUUCUUUCCUUAUUUGUUUUUUAAAUUUUAGUUUAAUAUGAUUUACGUUUUAGUAAUUUUUACGAGUCUUGAAUUGCAUGUCCUCUUACUUAAUUUUAUUAAUUAUGGUUUACCAUUUAGUUGCUUCCUGUAUCAAGAAUAG
Messenger RNA from Nezara viridula (southern green stink bug), 1939 nucleotides. NCBI's taxonomy places the organism in Eukaryota, Metazoa, Arthropoda, Insecta, Hemiptera, Pentatomidae. The record is from the annotation of a GenBank genome assembly.